AUGUUUCGACAAAAUGACGCUCCUCCGAGUCAAUCUACCCAGCCGGACAAACAAGCCCACUUAAAGGCAGAGUAUGACUAUCGUUCCGAUGGUCAUGAUUCCAAUGAAGGUAAGCCUGCGGUAAUCUUACUUGAAGGUCGACAGAAAGAUUUGGUCACUCAGCGCAUUCUCGAGGAACAAGAGUUAGAAUCGCUGGAGAAGGCGAAGAUCAAACAACUCGAAGAAAAUGGAUGGAAGUUCACAAGCGACACUGCUGGAAAGAUGUGCUUGAAAAUCCAGGAUAAAGACAUGAGCACUUUCAUUGAAUGCAAUAAAUUUGCGAGAGAUUACAAGAAAGCUAUUCGAGCUGACCCACGAGCAGAUAUGAGAAAGAAAAGCGCACCUGCUUUUAGCCCACAUUCUUUGCUGACACCAGAUAAGAAAGCACAGCACUUGAAAAGAUUGGUUGGAUUGUUGGCAUCAAAAAACAAAUAUGCCCAAUACUGGUCAAUUAGAGAUUUUCCGGAUGAAUGGUUCAAGAUCGACAAUGCCAUUUUAUGUUCGAAAGAUGAACAAGAGGUGUUGUUAAGGGAGGCUGAAAAGAAAAAGAAAACCCUGGACAAGUCGAAUAAUAGUAAGUUAGAAGUUGGUUGGAAAUCAGAACGCCGAGCGCCAGUUGAUGGGAUCGAAAAGAGAAGGAAACUUUCUGUGGAUAAGCCACAAAAUAACAAAGUCGAAAUUGACGGGAAACUCAAAGAUGAGCGCCGGGUGCAAAUAGAUGAGACUGAAAGGGACAUGAAGCCCGUUUUGGAUAAGCCAAAGACUAGAAAAGUCGAAAUUGAUGGGAGAUCAAAAGAUGAGCACCUGGCGCAAAUAGAUGAUGCUGAGAAGAAAAAGAAGGCUCCUGAGAGGUCAAGAAAUGCUAAAGUAGAGGGUGAUGAGAAAUUCAAAGACUCACGCCGAGUAGCAAUAGAUGAUGGGGUCGAAAGGAAAAAGAAGAGUGCCCUUGGGAAUUCAAGAAAUGGCAAGGUAGAAGUUGACGGACCUGAACCUAGAGAACAACACCGACUGCCAAUGAAUGAAGUCGAGAAAAAGAAGAAGGGUAACGAGAAGUCGAAAAACGGCAGGCUAGAGAUUGACGGGAAACUCCGAGAUAAUAAUGUGCUACCAAAAAAGAGGCAUGGAAGCCAGUAA
Messenger RNA from Sclerotinia sclerotiorum 1980 UF-70, 1173 nucleotides. RefSeq lists its product with no specific name. Bases 1 to 1173 code for a protein of 390 amino acids. The record is from RefSeq and is a predicted model, not a curated record. NCBI's taxonomy places the organism in Eukaryota, Fungi, Ascomycota, Leotiomycetes, Helotiales, Sclerotiniaceae. The transcript has a single exon.